AUGUCUGACAAAGAAAAAGAGCUUUGCCCACGACUGAUAGAUUACCUUGUCGUGGUAGGAAAACGCAACAGAAUAAGAAAUACGAGCAAGGGUAGUGGUACUGAUGGUCCUAUUCAUACAUCAAUUACCUAUCCGGAGAUACUGAGGAGAUACCCGACAGAUGACCACAAGGAUUUCUUUCUGCCAACUGAUGUGACCGUUUUCUGUCAACCAGAAGGAUGUGUGACGUUAAAUUCGCACUCGAGAAGAGGUCAGUCACGCGAUCCACAAUUUUUUGUCUUCAUGCUAACGGAAAAGGAUUCGGCAAAAAUUCGUUAUGGAGUAUGCCUGAAUUUUUAUCAAUGUUCGGAGAAGAGGCUACUCAAUACGGAACGCCAAAGUGGUGGAGUGGGACCUGGAAAGAAAGGGAAGGAUCAUGCUGUAUCGUUGACAAGUUUAUGCCUGAUCUCGCAUCAUCCAUUCGUUUCGAUUUUUCACGACCUUCUAAUUUUACUGAAGCAAAUAAUCGACAGUUGCAGUUACCGUGCUGCUCAAAAAAGUAACAUCAAAGAUGUUGUGUGGUCAGUUCUUACGGGACAUUGGCAAGAUACAAUUCCACCGGAAGCGAUGCGAGAAAUCAAGGAAAUUGAGACUUGGAUUCUUAUGCUGCUUAGCUCACCUGUUCCGGUGCCAGGGAAAACAAAAGUACAGUUGGAGGUGAUGCCAUCUGAUAUAUCUCCAAUCUUCGAAUUCGCUUUACCGGAUCAUACUCGUUUUUGUUUGGUGGAUUUCCCUCUUCACCUUCCAUUCGAGUUGCUAGGAGUCGAUACAGCCGUUCGCGUUCUAGCUGCCAUCAUGCUUGAAUUCAAGGUUGUGAUCCAAUCCCGGAAUUACAAUGCGGUCAGUAUGUGCGUACUAUCACUUGUACACCUUCUUUAUCCACUUGAGUACAUGUUCCCGGUAAUUCCCUUACUUCCAGCUUACAUGCCAUCAGCAGAACAACUUCUCCUCGCUCCAACACCUUUUGUCAUUGGUGUUCCUGCGUCAUUUUUCGCUCAUAAAAGGAUCAAGGAAGUGCCAAGUGACGUCAUUCUCGUAGAUUUAGACACAAAUCACAUCACUGUUCCAGAUGACCUUUUUAUACCAAAUCUUCCCGAACCUGAUGCAUCAACGUUGAAGAACAGCCUUCAUGGUGCCCUGAAUCGAAUGAGUAUGAGCUUACGUGAGGAGCGUCGUGGAAGUGUAGAAGCAUGUUAUGCCGUUGAUGCAGAUAUCGUUGACGUUUCCUGCAGAGUUUCCAUGGUCAAAUUCUUCAACUCUCCAAAUGUGUUCGGUGAUUUUUCGGAGCAUACAAGAACUCUUCGAUUGUAUCCACGGCCUGUUGUUGCUCUGCAAUCGGAGUCGUUUUUACGAAGUCGCCCUCAGUGCACACAAUUUAUUACCGAACUAUGCAGGACACAGGCAGUUGAGUAUUUUGCGGAAUGUUGUUUAUGCCCAAAGAACGAGACGUUUGUUCGUGUUCAAGCUGGCAUUGACAGUCCGGCACAAAUUGGAGACAAGGCGAAAUGGUUCAGCGAAUCGUUAAUGCCUGUACAUUUCACUGUUUACCCGAACGAAUCUUCUCUAUGUUCUGCCUAUUACGCUUAUACGAGAGAAAGUAGCGGUCUUGAAUCGGACAGCGAUGAUAACGAAUCCAGAUCUAUUGAUAGUUCAUCCAGUAUUGACGAUUUGGUGUUUGAUGGUCCUGAUGAAGCUGUCGAACGUGAUAUCAUUAUUAAACCACUCGCUGAAGUGAAUGAUGUCUACAAAGAACCGCUUACUUUGGAACUUCCACCUAGUGACAGCGUUGCCUCUAUUGGAAGUUCUAUUAGUAGUGGCAGGUCAAGUCCAGCAUCUUCGCUUUCUGCUUCUGCUAUUGACAGUGAAGCGGACUUUGCAAGGCUUGCCGAAAAUCUUGCCUUGAAGUCUGAUUCAAAGGGUGCUUUUUCAUUUGAUCAUGGAGAUGACGAAGAUUUCGAGACAACACCAGUUUCACAACGUAAAAAGACAGUAACAAGUGAAUUAAGCACACCAACAUCCGUAAAAACACCACCACUAAAAGGAAUGCGAAUUAAGGGUUUAUCGUCGUUGACCGAUUCCGGUGAGAAGGUUCUGGGUCCGACAUUUAUGAGUGCAAUAAACGGGUAUGCCGAAAGGAGCCAAGAUAUUUUUAGUCAGGUGCUCAACAAAACUGCUCCCAAGGCUCAGGCUCUACGUGAACGGACAAUGAGACCACUUGCCGCAGCAGCUGCUACAAAAAUGGAACAAAGUCAACAUCUGGUUAAAAGUAAAACGGCUGGGAAUCAGACCAGCACUCAAGCAGCGUCGCAGCAAAGCAAAAAUCAACAAACCGUUCGCGAAAUUUGCGAUCAAGUUUUAUCCGGUCAAGGUGUUGGUGUUUUCACCUAUCCAAAGCUGAAACGGUUGAUGGAAGACGAAAGCUUACGCGACUUGGUUUGCUCGAAGCUUAAUCUUGGUCUGGAGCAUCGUCUCACGGAUGAAGAUUAUGUGAAGGAGAUUGCAUUGACAAGAGCUCAGUACAAAGGUUACGUACGAGUUUUGCAAGCAUGUAUUGCUGGGAUUGAGGUAUCGUUCAACACUCCUGGAUGUUGUGGAUUAGCCAGUGUGUUUCAUGUGCUUGAGAUAGCUCAUACACAUUACUGGUGUAAGGGAAGCGACAUAACUUCUCCAUGUAGUUCGACUCCUAGCACUUUGGUCACUCCGUCUGCCUCGUCGCCCGACCUCAAGGAAUUGGGAGAUCGUUCAAACAGGACUAAACUACCGUCCUCUUCUGUCGAUACUCGAACACCUACACGUCCAGUUGGAGCUCAAAAUGCCGUUAAUGGGUCGUCGUCGCGAACGGCUGGUUCGGAAACGUCUUCGGAACUGUCUACACCGGUCCCUAUGGUCCCACCUCCGUUGCCGCCUCGUGAACUUCCGCCACGGCCACCACUACCACCACAUCCCACAACACUUCAGAAUGGGCCUCCAUCUACUCCACCUCCACCACUACUUCCCUCGAGCUCGACAACAGGACCACCCAAAUUCCCUCCACCUGAGCGCAGACCUCCACCUGUGCCACCGAGACCGGUUUCAGCAUCAUCGGCGGAGUCCAGUGAGAACGUAUCUCGAGUGGAGAACGCUGCAUCACUUAGAGUGCCACCUAACAGUUUACCUGUUGGCAAAGCAGAACCACUGAAAGUUCCAACGACACCUCUGGAGCCGAUACGACAUUACAUUUACCAGGAUCUUAUAUUGCCGGCACAAAAUCCGCUCUGGCAAAAAGUUGUUUUCUGGGAAAAUGCCUUCGUCGAUGUGGUAGCACAGGAAAGAGAUAUUGUCGGGAUGGAUCAAGAACCUUCGGAAAUGAUUGACAGAUAUGCCGCAUUGAGCGAUUCCGAAAAGAAAAGGCUGGAAUUGGAAGAAGAUCGACUACUUUCCACUCUGCUGCACAAUUUAACCGCGUACAUGAUUAUGUGCGGUACAGGGCAGAAAGCAAUUCAACAGAAAAUUCGUCGACUCCUCGGAAAGGCUCAUAUUGGCCUUGUUUGUUCAAAGGAAAUCAAUAAGCUUCUGGAUGAACUGCCACAAACUCAGGGGAAUUCCAUUCCUUUGAAACCGCUUGGAAGUCGAUUGGUGCAAAAGCAUUCGUUUACCGUUCAUGCAGGGUCAAGCUCGCAAGAUGAUAUGAUGUUUAUGGAAGUAAGCGAUGAUGCUGUCGUGUUACGAGCGGUGACUGGUGCAGUUGCGGAACGAUGGUGGUAUGAACGACUCGUUAACAUGACUUAUUCUCCGAAAACAAAGGUUCUCUGUUUGUGGCGACGUCAUGAAGACAAAGUUCACAUGCAUAAAUUCUACACGAAAAAGUGUCGAGAGCUCUAUCAAUGCGUGAAGAACGCUAUGGAACGUGCAGCCGCCCGUGGACGUGUCUCAGUAGAGGGUCGAGCUCUCGGAGGCGAAUUUCCGGUGCAUGAUACGGAAACCAAUCAAGGCGGACUUCUUCAAGUUCGUUGCGAUGGUGUCGCUAUUAUUUUUGCUAACAGCCAACAAUUCAUUGAUCUCGCAAAUAUUAAAAAGUGCAAUACGUUUGGGGGCAAUGUUUUCCUGCUUGAAGAGUUUGAUCGAAAGAGAAACGAACUCAUACAACGGCGGUAUUACUCCCAAAUGGCACCUUCGAUUGCAUGGGCGUUGCACCGCGUGUUUAGUGUACAGUUUGCUGCCGGUGGUGCUCCUCCAGAAAAAGUUCGCCCUGUUGUCGAUAGCUAG
This is a messenger RNA of Necator americanus (New World hookworm), 4284 nucleotides long. RefSeq lists its product as uncharacterized. The record is from RefSeq and is a predicted model, not a curated record. The transcript has 35 exons. Gene Ontology annotation, biological process: regulation of apoptotic process; regulation of Rab protein signal transduction. NCBI's taxonomy places the organism in Eukaryota, Metazoa, Nematoda, Chromadorea, Rhabditida, Ancylostomatidae. Bases 1 to 4284 code for a protein of 1427 amino acids. Gene Ontology annotation, molecular function: guanyl-nucleotide exchange factor activity. Gene Ontology annotation, cellular component: cytosol.